Molecule: messenger RNA, 465 nt
Organism: Arctia plantaginis
Lineage: Eukaryota; Metazoa; Arthropoda; Insecta; Lepidoptera; Erebidae
Source: the annotation of a GenBank genome assembly
AUGAAUUCAGCAAUCGAAAUUAGUUCCUACCGUGAUCAGCAUUUCAAGGGCUCCAGAAGUGAACAAGAGAAAUUACUAAAAGCAUCAUCUACACUUUAUAUUGGGAAUUUGUCAUUUUACACCACAGAAGAACAAAUUUACGAACUCUUCUCAAGAUGCGGUGAUAUAAGAAGAGUCAUAAUGGGUUUAGACAAGUAUAAAAAAACUCCUUGUGGAUUUUGUUUUGUUGAGUAUUAUGCACGAUUAGAUGCUGAAAAUUGUAUGCGAUAUAUUAAUGGGACUAGAUUGGAUGAUAGAAUCAUUCGUUCUGAUUGGGAUGCUGGAUUUAUAGAGGGGAGGCAAUAUGGAAGAGGCAAAACUGGUGGACAGGUGCGAGAUGAAUAUAGAACUGACUAUGAUGGAGGCAGAGGUGGCUAUGGAAAAAUCAUUGCUCAAAAAAUUACACCCAGUCCCAUGGAACGUUGA